Messenger RNA from Xyrauchen texanus (razorback sucker), 2396 nucleotides. RefSeq names its product growth/differentiation factor 10-like. The transcript has 3 exons. Gene Ontology annotation, cellular component: extracellular region. Gene Ontology annotation, molecular function: cytokine activity; growth factor activity. Gene Ontology annotation, biological process: SMAD protein signal transduction; BMP signaling pathway. The coding region runs from base 151 to 1473 and encodes 440 amino acids. The record is from RefSeq and is a predicted model, not a curated record. NCBI's taxonomy places the organism in Eukaryota, Metazoa, Chordata, Actinopteri, Cypriniformes, Catostomidae.
AGGGGAUUCUGCACUCUAAGAGGCUUUUUUAUAUUUAUAUCAGUCCUUCUCAGGCGAACCCGGGCUUUCAUCUAUCAUCCAUCUACCAUUUGCUCUCACUUUCAUCAUAUGUUUUAAGUUUAAAGGGAUUGUGAGGUCAACAUUGCCAAUAUGGUAACAAUUUGCGUUGCGGCACAAAUCUUUAUCUGCCUUAACAUCGUAAAACUUUACUUGGUGAACUCAUCUGAGCUGAACGGAGAUACACCCGCCACAGAACCGUCAUUUCACAACCGUGAUUUGGACAUGAUGACCAUUAAUAUGUACAGAGUUUAUGAUAAAUACAGCAAGAAGCAUCAGCAGCAUCAUCAACAUCAUCAUGGUCAUCAACAGAACGUAAAUACUGUCAGAAGCUUCAAACCCGUCCCAGAGCUCUCCUACCAUAGGGAUUUGUUCCACUUCAACCUGAACUCUAUCCCUAAUUCGGAAGUGAUAUUGACUUCAACGCUACACUUUGUUGACCAGCAAUCCCGUCAACGGCCAUGGCACUGUAGACGUUCCCGUGGUGCCUCAUGUCACCUUCAGCACAUGCAGCCACUUACCAUGGGGCAUCUCAUCAUUAAGGGCACAUCACCAAAUGCUGCCAUCCCUUCUCUGCUGUGCAACAUCACAUUGUCCUCUAACAGAAAGGGGCAAUGGCAGAUUACUGAUGUAUCAUCAGCCAUCAAACAAGCCAAAGCUCAGGGUGAGCUCUUGAUUACUGUUGAGUUUGACUUUGGGGACAGGUACCAGAGACGCCAGAAUCACUUGUCUCCUCAAAGAUUGCCAUUUAUUCUUGUAUACACCAACGACACUGCCAUAACAGAACCAAACAGUGUUGCAAUCAGCCUACAAAGAUACAGUCCAUCUCCAGUGUUUGAGGAGAAAGGAACCAAGCCUCCCUCAGCUUCUUUAAGUUCUAGAAUCAGAAGGGAAGUUGAUCACUUGCAGAAUAACUAUCUACCUAAUGUCCACUACAACGAUCUUAAGAACAGGGAGUUAUGGGACAGUACCUUUUUUGCGAAAAAGCCCAAAGUCUUGCCAAAAGGCCAGGACAAUCAUGACAGGUUGAGAGGAUCCCAGGAGCUCAGCUUUGAUGAGAAGACCAUGAAAAAAGCUAGACGCAAGCAGUGGAGUGAGCCGCGGAUGUGUACGCGCCGUUACCUGAGGGUGGACUUUGCUGACAUCGGCUGGAGUGAAUGGAUAUUAGCUCCAAAAGCAUUUGAUGCUUACUACUGUGCAGGAACCUGUGGAUUCCCAAUUAAGGCUGUUCAUCCUUCAAAUCAUGCAACCAUCCAGAGUAUAGUGAGAGCUGUGGGAAUAGUCCCUGGAGUUCCAGAACCAUGCUGCGUACCUGACAAGAUGAGGCCUCUGGCUGUGCUGUUCCUUGACAUAAGCAGGAACAUUGUACUGAAGGUCUUCCCCAGCAUGUCUGUGGAGACCUGUGGCUGUCAAUAAGCUAUUAUGGUAGCUAAUGGACAUAUAUAAAUAGACAUCAGACUAAAAACAAAAACACAAUGAACUCAGACCAAGGAAAUGGGGAACUGCAAAUAUGACCUCAACACCCCAAAACAGUUUUGAUUUGGAUCUUUUCACACAAACACUCUAUCCUUUUCCCACUCUUUCUAUUUUAAUGAAUUGUAUAUAAUCCUUACAGUAACAUUUAGUCAGCCAAACAGUUUUCUUUUUGAAUAAAUACAUGGCAAAUUGAAAAGAGCUUAAUGAUUUAAAUAGAUUUUUGUAAAUAAAUCCUUGUUAUGUGUCUGCAUUGAGGGUAAUUUGCUUGGUCUGUAGACAUGUAAGCUAAAGUUUAACUUGCUAUAGAAUUUACGAGUGCAAUGGUGCACUGCAGAAUCUUGCAUGUAAAAUUAAACCUCAGACCAUUUUUGUUCAUUUUUGAGACAGACAAUGUGGAACUUUCAGCAGACUGCUGCCAUCUAGUGCCUGGUGACGUUUAAGGCCCUAGUAUUCGAACAUUAACGACAACUUUCAUGCUUUUUUACCUUGUGAGGCUAGACCAAAUUAGUUAUUGAUAAGUCAUAGCUAUAGAACAAGUUAUAAAGUCAUGCAAUUUAAUUAUGGAUUCAUUAUUGUCAUAGAGUUAACAGUAAAGUAUAUGUCUCAGAGGUUUUGUCAAAAAUGUGUGAAACUUUAUAAAAGGAGAGUUUUGUUUUUUGUAAUUUAGUAAAAAAAAGUCAUUUAUAAUUAUUUUUCAAACUGUAUUACUUGUGUUUUUAUGCAAAAGAUUUCUUCAACCACUGUGGUCUGAUAUAAACAAAUUUUCUGCGAAAUCCUGAAGGAUUUUUUUCGUGUAUAAAGACCUAUUAUGAAUAUUAGAAACUAAGAAUGUUUGCGAUGAAAGGGCAAAGGCCUCUAACCCA